Molecule: messenger RNA, 1680 nt
Organism: Lampris incognitus (smalleye Pacific opah)
Lineage: Eukaryota; Metazoa; Chordata; Actinopteri; Lampriformes; Lampridae
Product: rap1 GTPase-GDP dissociation stimulator 1
Exons: 14
Coding region: 1-1680 (559 amino acids)
Biological process (GO): positive regulation of GTPase activity
Cellular component (GO): cytosol
Molecular function (GO): guanyl-nucleotide exchange factor activity; protein binding
Source: RefSeq, a predicted model, not a curated record
AUGGCAGACGUGGACUCUCUGAGUGAGGCCUUGAAGGCCAUUAGCGUGAGCACAGAACUGAUUGAGGAGGAGCUGAAGCCUCAUCUGGACAUCCUGCUGAAUGCACUGCUGGAGAAGGAAAAGAAUGCUGCAGUAGAGAUAGCCAGAAGUGGGAUCUUGCCCACGCUGGCUCAGGCCUUGCGGCAGAAAAGUCGCCUGACCAGCCAGGUGACGCUGGUGGUGGCAGAGAUGGCAAGGGAAGCUGCGGUGAGGGAGUCUUGCAUCGACGCCGGCCUGGUGAGCGUCCUGCUGCCUCAUCUGCAGAGCAACAACCAGGAGAUUCUGCUCAACACCGGCAGAGCCAUUGGCCGCAUCUGCUUUGACAACUCGGCUCAACAGGACCGGCUGGUGCAGGGCGGUGUGAUUCCCAGACUGGUGUCCAUCAUGAAGGAAUACCCGGAGAACGACCCACUGGUCAAUGUGUGUCUGCUGGCUCUGUGCAAUCUGGCUGACAUGGAUUCAGCACGGGAUGCCCUUGCAGACCUGGGUGUAGCAGAAAUACUGAUCUUCCAGCUGAAACGGGCACCGGAUGCAGAACGUAGACAUGUCAUACUGGAAAUACUGGGAUCACUGGGGGAGAGUGAUGUGUUGAAGUUGCAGUUUGCAGAGUCUGGUGUUCCGGAGGCACUGUCAAAAAUGAUUCAGGGGCUGCAGGGAGGCACCGACCCCCAUGACCUGUGUAGCAUCAAAAUUGCCUCCAACCUGAUAGUUUCACUACUUCUAGGAGAUGAGUCCAUGCAGAAGUGUUUUGGUGAGGGAACAGGCCUAGUGUACCAGGAUGUCCUCUCCUGGCUGCAGAGCUCCAACUCACAGCUGCAGCUGUCUGGUGCUCUGGCCAUUGCCAACUUUGCCAGAAACGACAGUAACUGUGUGAAGAUGUUGGAGCUGGGGGUGGUUCCUCACAUCCUCACCCUCCUGGAACAACAUGUGGAUGAAGGCGACGUUUCUGUUCAGCAUGCCGGCCUGAGCGCCCUGAGGAACCUGGCCAUCCCCGCCAGCAAUAAAGUGCGGAUGCUGGAGGACGGUGUGACGGAGCGGAUCAAGAUGCUGCUGCGGUCCGACAUGCCUCCAGUCCAGUUCAAACUGCUGGGAACGCUGCGUAUGAUGGUGGACGGACAAGAGGAGACGGCGGCGGUGUUGGGACGAGAUGGGGUUCUGUUGGCCCGGGUCAUGGAGUGGUGUGAUGCUAAAGACCACGCAGGAGUCCGAGGAGAGGCCAACCGGCUGCUGGCUGCCCUCCUCAGACACAGUCGCAACCCUGACGUUAUCCAUGCCAUAACUAAAGCAGGAGGAAUGCGACACCUUAUCUCCAUGGCAACCAGUGAGCACGUCAUCAUGCAGAACGAGGCGCUGGUCGCCCUGGCGAUCGCAUCCGACAUUGACAUCGACUCUAUGCAGGAUCCGUUCAGAGAGGCGGAACUCGUCUCCAUUCUGCUGAAGAUGUUGGAGGAUCCUGUGGGAGCCGUGGAGGUCAAGUUCAGCGCGUUGGCUCUCAUCUGCAGCCUGGCAAACUCCAGUGUGAUGAAGGAGGAGAUGGGGUCUCUCAACAUGAAGGAAAGCCUCAGUAAACUAACAGAUCACACCAGUACCAAACUGGCCUCUCAGGCCCGGGCCGUACUUGCCACACUAGACUCCAGUUAG